GAGAGAGUGUUGAUUCACUUUCGCAGUCUAACGUCUCCAUCUCUGUCUUUAAUGGCGACGAGGACGGCGUUGUUCAAUUCCUCAAACGCCAUCGAAUUCCGGACGUUGUUCUUCUCUCAAACACCUCCUAUUUUUAUUACCUCCGCAAAUCCCCAGGCCUCCUCUCAAUCUUCCUCUUCUUCUUCUCCGUCUUCGUCCCUCAGUAUUGAAGGUGUGUGACAUUAUGCCCUAAUCCUACACAGAUAGUGAUUCGGGCUGGCGUAUUGGUAUAUGAAGACCAAGUAAGCAGUGGAGAAUCUGGUGAUCAAGUAGGAUCUAUACAAGUUAAAAAUGGCUUCAGCAGGCAAAGCUGAUCGGAAGGCUUCUCUUGAUGCUGCCUCAUGGUUGUUCAAUGUUGUCACAUCUGUUGGAAUAAUCAUUGUCAAUAAAUCGUUGAUGGCUACGCACGGUUUCAGUUUUGCUACAACAUUAACGGGUCUGCAUUUUGCCACAACAACCUUACUGACUGUUGUUCUUAAAUGGCUGGGAUAUAUCCAGCCCUCUCAGCUACCAUUACCUGAUCUUUUGAAGUUUGUUUUAUUUGCGAAUUUCUCCAUAGUCGGCAUGAAUGUGAGUUUAAUGUGGAACUCUGUGGGAUUCUAUCAGAUCGCGAAGCUGACUAUGAUACCAGUAUCAUGUUUUCUAGAAGUUGUCUUGGACAACGUGCGUUACUCAAGGGGCACAAAGCUAAGCAUAGCACUGGUUCUCCUUGGAGUUGCAGUUUGUACUGUUACUGAUGUCAGUGUCAAUGCCAAGGGUUUUAUAGCUGCUUUAGUGGCAGUUUGGAGCACUGCCCUACAACAGCAUUAUGUACACUCUCUUCAACGGAAGUAUUCUCUUGGAUCUUUCAAUUUAUUGGGACAUACUGCGCCAGUACAGGCUGCAUCUUUGCUGAUAUUAGGCCCCUUCUUGGACUACUGGUUGACAAAUAAAAUAGUUUACGCGUACGACUAUCAUUUGAUAUCCAUGUCAUUAAUUGUCCUGUCUUGCACCAUCGCGGUUGGGACCAACCUCAGCCAGUUCAUCUGCAUUGGUAGAUUUACUGCUGUGUCAUUUCAAGUCCUUGGCCAUAUGAAGACAAUUCUGGUCUUGAUCUUAGGGUUCAUAUUCUUCGGGAAGGAGGGUCUCAAUCUUCAAGUAGUCCUAGGUAUGUUCAUCGCGAUAUUGGGAAUGAUCUGGUACGGCAAUGCCUCAUCCAAGCCAGGAGGCAAGGAGCGUCUUCCAAGCAGCAAAUCCCAAAAGAACAGUGGCUUAUUAUCAGAAUCUUCUGGCGUGGAUGAGAAGGUCUAGAAUUCUGUGACAGGUUAUGACAACAGUUGGAGGUACUUCGAAAGAAAUAGAGAACGUAUCAGGGUCAGAUGAUUUGAGGAGUUUCUUGACAACUUUAAGCCAGAUCCUUCAUCCCGCGGUAAUACAGCAUUUUUUGUUUUCACCAUAGCUCGUCAUAUUCGUGUUGUUGAAUUUACUCAAUAGUGAAACUUCCAUUGCAUUGGAUGGGUGUAAGAGUUCCCGCUUGGAAAUUUACCUUGUACCACAGUUAUUUUUUAUAGUAAUUUAUUUGUUAAAUGAAA
This is a messenger RNA of Pyrus x bretschneideri (Chinese white pear), 1610 nucleotides long. RefSeq names its product UDP-rhamnose/UDP-galactose transporter 4. Gene Ontology annotation, molecular function: UDP-galactose transmembrane transporter activity; antiporter activity. The transcript is spliced from 6 exons. Lineage: Eukaryota; Viridiplantae; Streptophyta; Magnoliopsida; Rosales; Rosaceae. Gene Ontology annotation, cellular component: Golgi apparatus. The record is from RefSeq and is a predicted model, not a curated record. The coding region runs from base 331 to 1329 and encodes 332 amino acids.